This is a messenger RNA of Neopsephotus bourkii (Bourke's parrot), 1478 nucleotides long. RefSeq names its product BCL2 interacting protein 3 (gene BNIP3). The transcript is spliced from 7 exons. Gene Ontology annotation, biological process: positive regulation of apoptotic process; mitochondrial outer membrane permeabilization. Lineage: Eukaryota; Metazoa; Chordata; Aves; Psittaciformes; Psittacidae. The record is from RefSeq and is a predicted model, not a curated record. The coding region runs from base 14 to 628 and encodes 204 amino acids. Gene Ontology annotation, cellular component: mitochondrial envelope; nucleus; mitochondrial outer membrane.
GCAGCCCCGCGCCAUGUCGCGGGUGAGCCCGCAGGAGGAGAACCUGCAGGGUUCCUGGGUGGAACUGCACUUCAGCAGCAACGGCAGCGGCAAUGGGAGCAGUGUCAGCACGGGGAGCCAGGAGCAAGUGCCAGCCUCCAUUUCCAUUCACAACGGUGACAUGGAGAAAAUACUCCUUGAUGCUCAACACGAAUCUGGAAGAAGCAGCUCAAGAGAAAGCUCACACUGUGACAGCCCUCCUCGUUCCCAGACACCUCAGGACAGUCACAGAGCUUUGGAAAUAGAGAGUCACAGCAGUGGAGAAAAGAACAGCUUUCAGUCUGAAGAAGAUUUCCUUGAAAGGAGAAGGGAAGUGGAAAGGCUCCUGAAGAAGAAUGCGGAUUGGAUUUGGGAUUGGUCCAGCAGGCCAGAGAACAUCCCCCCAAAGGAGUUCCUCUUCAAGCACCCCAGGCGCACGGCCACCCUGAGCAUGAGGAACACCAGUGUGAUGAAGAAAGGGGGGAUAUUCUCAGCAGAAUUCCUCAAGGUUUUCCUCCCAUCUCUGCUGCUUUCCCACUUGCUCGCCAUUGGACUGGGGGUGUACAUCGGGCGGCGCCUGACGACCACAGCUUCCAGCAGCGCGUUCUAGAGGCGCCUCAAGCCUGGUUCCGGAGCCGAGCCUGGGAAUGCAGGAGGGAAAGGCAGGGAUGUGGAGCGAGCCGUGACUCCAUGACCCAUGUACACCCGUUCUGCUGCGCUCCUGGUUUAGUAAGGGUAACAGGGACACCGGCGCCGACAUCUCCUGCAGCCAUUCCCAGAGCAUGUUCCGAUGCAUUCAUGUCCGUUGCAUUGCUUUGUAGUGCAGUAUCUUUGCAAACCAGAACAACUCCAUGUUUAAAGCCAGCCCUGCUCCAGUGUAGCCGUAGUGAUUCCGAGUGUUCAUCCCGUGGCUGCUUUUGUGCUUUGUAGAUGUGAGUAUUGGUCACUGCUGCUGCCAUGGCGACGAUAAGGGAUGAGCCCCGCACGGUGCGUGGCCUCGUGUGUCACAGGGAAGCUUGAGCCUCACUCGAGGCAGAUUGUGGUGGGCUCUUUCGCUGUGGGCUAUGAGCAGUGGGGGGACACUGUCAGCUGGGAGCAGUGCUGAGAGAGUAAAGCUCCACCAGUUUUUACUGUUGAGCAGGGCACACAACAGCCUGAGUUAGUGUGGACUCCGGUGCCUGUAAGAAGUAGCUGCUUUGCGAAGGCAUUGAUCUAACUCGCCAAGUGCUUCAAGUUCUCCUGUUGUAUCUACUCACAGGCCAUCGCUUCGCAGCCUUUUCACCUGUAAAAUACUGAAUUAGCAGCUGAUACUGCCCCAGCCUUGUAUAGAUUUCCGAGGGUCACUUGCUCAUUGUUUUUAUGAGGGAAUGCCUCCCAGUGAUUUUACCUUAUUUAAUGAGAAGAUGAAUGUUUGCCAAAUACCAUGUUUUAUAUAUUUAAAUAAAAAGGUUCCUUGUGGA